GAAAAAUCUGUGGAAGUCAGAAUAGAUCAAAUCUCCCGGGAGAGAGCAGAGUAGCAGGCCCCCCUGCUUUGGGUUGGAGAGGAAAUACUGCUCAAUUACCGACCUGCCUCCCUCUCUGGCCAUGUGACCCAUGUUGGUGUAACAGUUUCCCACCAACCAGGUUCCUUAUACUUUUUAACUCCCCCGCCCUUUUCUGUAGGGCUGCAGCAAUUGCUAAAACUCUCUUGGCCUCUGGCGCCAGAAACCCCUUGAGGAGCCAGCUCUCUAUGAGAAGCCAGGCAAGGCAAGCCAGCUUAGGGUCUGCGCUCAGGGGCCAGACGCUGGGGCUUGCAUUUGAGGAGCAGGUGUGGGGUGAGGAAGAGGCUGGAGGACGUCUGUCGAAACAAAAGAUCCACAGCACUGGACCAGUGGAGAACCAGGUGAAAGAGACCCUGGAGUGGUCCCAAGGAGGUUUUGCCACCAGGCUUUGGCUCCCAGCCACAGCCAGCUGUGAGAAAGGGAUCUGACCACGGCCACUUCCUAUUAUCUGUGAAGCUAAAUAGGAAAAGGGCCCGGGGAAAGCAGAGGGGGAAUUCCCGUGGCAAGUCAAGUCGGUCUCCCCCAGAGACACAGGAUGGCAAACAAUGAUCCCGGACUGGCACAGCUCCUUGAUCCUCACGGCCUACAUCCUCAUCUUCCUCACUGGGCUCCCUGCCAACCUGCUGGCCUUGCGGGCCUUCGUGAGCCGGGUCCGCCAACCCCAGCCUGCUCCCGUGCACAUCCUCCUGCUGAAUCUGACCCUGGCGGACUUGCUCCUUUUGCUGCUACUGCCCUUCCGGAUCGUGGAAGCAGCAUCUAACUUUCGCUGGUACCUGCCGAAGAUCGUGUGUGCGCUCACAGGCUUCGGCUUCUACAGCAGCAUCUACUGCAGCACGUGGCUGCUGGCGGGCAUCAGCAUGGAACGCUACCUGGGAGUGGCCUUCCCCGUGCAGUACAAGCUCUCCCGCCGGCCCCUGUAUGGAGUGAUCGCAGCUCUGGUGGCCUGGAUCAUGUCCUUCGGCCACUGCACCAUCGUCAUCAUCGUUCAGUACCUGAACUCAACAGAGCCGGUGGGCACUGAGAACCAAAUAACCUGCUAUGAGAACUUCACCCAAGAGCAGCUGGAUGUGGUGCUGCCUGUGAGGCUGGAGCUGUGCCUGGUCCUCUUCUUCGUCCCCAUGGCCGUCACCAUCUUCUGCUACUGGCGCUUCGUGUGGAUCAUGCUCACGCAGCCCCAUGUAGGGGCUCAGAGGAGACGCAGAGCGGUCGGCCUGGCUGUGGUGACGCUUCUUAAUUUUCUGCUGUGCUUCGGACCUUACAACGUGUCCCACUUGGUGGGGUUCUACCUGCGGCAGAGCCCUCCGUGGCGAGUGGAGGCUGUGGUAUUCAGCUCCCUCAAUGCCAGCCUGGACCCGCUGCUCUUCUAUUUUUCUUCCUCCGUGGUGCGCAGAGCUUUCGGGAAAAGUUUGCUAGUGUUCCGCAAACCCGGCUCCACGGUGCUGGGCAGAGGAGCCAAAGAGACAGUGGAGGGGACCAGGAUGGACAGGGGUGGGAGUCAAACAGAGGGGGUGCCAAGCUCCGAUUUCAUCACUGAGUAGAGGGUCCCCCGAACCUUCCCCAGUCUCUGGUCACCCAGAAGUUGGGCUGGCUAGCAGAGCACCUGGAACUUGGUGAAAGAUAAAAAAAAUAAAAAGGAAAGACAUUCCCCAGCCACGCUCCACUACCGUCUCAGCUUGGCAUAAGUGCUUGACUGGAUUUUCCUGCUCCAGGAUACAAGAAGAAAUAGCUACAGCUCUAAAAUAAGUGGGGUCAGUGCCUCAGAAGCGAGGUGGCUAAUGGGAGGGUAUUUUGAAAAGUAAUCUUCCUUCAAGCUUGGAAACGCCACCCAGAGACAGCGGUCUGGCUGGUGAUGCUGCAGAGAAGCCAAUGAAAAACCAUUGGGGGAACCUCUGGGAAGAAAAGAAAAGCCCCGGAAAGCUCUAAGCCACGGGAGGGACUGGCGGGGAGGACAGGGGCCGUAUCUCUGGUGAGCUUUGUCUCUCUAUAUCCCUUCGAGCUGUCCCUUUUUAAGUGUGCUCUGUUGGUUUUCGUGUUUUGGCCUUGUCUCCACUGUUACACUGGGGUCUGGGUUGCAUGUCUGUCCCCAGUGUCCUCCCACCCAGGCUAGGGUGUGUCUUGGUACUGACGUAGACACUGACCUGCACAGGAGGACAGAAAACCCAGUCUGGUCUGGCAGGUUGAAAAUAAAGAUGAUGGCCACCGCCUAACACAAAUGCUCACAGCUUUUGGCACUGGUCUCUAUG
Chionomys nivalis (European snow vole) is the source of this 2321-nucleotide messenger RNA. RefSeq names its product free fatty acid receptor 2 (gene Ffar2). The transcript has 4 exons. The record is from RefSeq and is a predicted model, not a curated record. The coding region runs from base 624 to 1616 and encodes 330 amino acids. Gene Ontology annotation, biological process: G protein-coupled receptor signaling pathway; cellular response to fatty acid. Gene Ontology annotation, cellular component: plasma membrane. Gene Ontology annotation, molecular function: G protein-coupled receptor activity. Lineage: Eukaryota; Metazoa; Chordata; Mammalia; Rodentia; Cricetidae.